Molecule: messenger RNA, 462 nt
Organism: Suillus plorans
Lineage: Eukaryota; Fungi; Basidiomycota; Agaricomycetes; Boletales; Suillaceae
Exons: 2
Coding region: 1-462 (153 amino acids)
Source: RefSeq, a predicted model, not a curated record
AUGCCAAGAAGCAAAUCUCCUAUCGUGGUUCCACAAAAAAAGGUUUGCUUGCAGAAGGCUGAAGUGUUGGUCCUCAGAGCCCACCUAGAAGACUGGAAGUCUGUGAAAGGUAAAGAAAGAUUGAGGGUGCUGCUUGCCAUCUACAAGGAAGCGUCCCUCCAAGCUCCCACCAAGGAAAAGGCCCUGUUGAAAGCUCGGCGAAAGAUUUACAAGCAGUGGUUGCAGAACCAGUCUCGCCGGAGAGGAGCUGCAAAGCCCCUUAUCAAGUAUGGCCGUCAUUGGACGGCGAGGCAAGUCUUGAUUCACACACACAAAGCCUCGAUUCGACAGGAGACGGGAGAGAUGGCUGGAAGCGAGGGGAUGAUUACCAAGUGGCCGAAGGCAGCAAAGACAGUCAUUAAUCGUUUGUCGGCGGAGGAGAGAGAGGAAGCGGAGGCCAAGGCUGGCGUCAGAGCUGUUUGA